GGUGACGCCAACCAAAUCGCUCACGGCGUCGGCGCCGUUAACGGCAAGCAGCUCGGCAGCGGCGAACACAGGAAGAGGGCGUGCCUCAGGGCAAACCGCGCGAAGCUGAGCGAGCAAUCCAGCCAGCGCCAUCGCGCGAACACCGAUGACAUUCUCCAG
This is a messenger RNA of Prorocentrum cordatum, 159 nucleotides long. Lineage: Eukaryota; Dinophyceae; Prorocentrales; Prorocentraceae. The record is from the annotation of a GenBank genome assembly.